This is a messenger RNA of Pararge aegeria (speckled wood butterfly), 835 nucleotides long. RefSeq lists its product as uncharacterized. Lineage: Eukaryota; Metazoa; Arthropoda; Insecta; Lepidoptera; Nymphalidae. The record is from RefSeq and is a predicted model, not a curated record. The coding region runs from base 86 to 835 and encodes 249 amino acids. The transcript has a single exon.
UCUACCUACCAGCUACUCUUUCCUACAAUAUUUAUAAACACCAAAUAUAGUUCCUUCGCUUUUCGCCCUAACCUAUAAAACUACAAUGGAAUCAAUCCAACAAACUGUCACUGAGUUGGGCGAACACUUUACCCAAAGAAUGGCUGAGUUCCAGCGCAGCCUCCAGAGUUCCGUUCCUGCAACCAGUCCAACAUCCAACAUAAAUGCACAGUUUGCUGCUUUUAGAAGUUUCAUCCUAAGUGCUCUUGAAGCACUUCAAUCUCAAGUUCAACUCCUCUUUAAAAUGCAAGAUGAUAUGGAAAUGAGAAGCAGGAGGAAGAUUUUGCUUAUUCAUGGUGUGCCGGAGAGCAAGGGUGAGAAGUUGGAUGUAACUGUCACAAAGAUUUUGUCGCAGCACCUCACAAUGGUUGGUAUCAAUGAGUCAUGUGUAAAUCGCUGUCACCGUCUUGGUAGUCCCAGGUCUGACAAGCCAAGGGCAAUCCUCAUAAAAUUCAAUGACCAAUCAUUUAGAAAUAAGGUAUGGUUUGGUAAAACUGGCUUUAAAAAUACUGGCAUAACUGUUUCUGAAUUUUUGACAAAGGAACGGCAUAAUGUUUUUAUGGCAGCUCGCAAGCGUCUUGGUAUUACAAAGUGCUGGACCAAAGAUGGACGUAUUGUAGUUGUCGGUUCUGAUGGCACACGAAAUUAUAUAAUCUCCAUGGCUGAGCUCAACAUUCUUGCUACCGAGUCUCAAGCUCCUGCGCAGGGGCUAAAAGCAGCUGCUUCAACUAGUUCUGCAAACCCGGAUCCCAAGCUAGUCAGAGUGAAUAGACUAAGGAAAGUCACUAAGCGAUAG